Molecule: messenger RNA, 540 nt
Organism: Cinara cedri
Lineage: Eukaryota; Metazoa; Arthropoda; Insecta; Hemiptera; Aphididae
Source: the annotation of a GenBank genome assembly
AUGGCGACUCCGCAACAGAAAGCGUUUUGCGUCCCACGUUUCAAUAAGCGCGAGUCGGCAAUAACCGUUCAACGUGAUUUUCGAAGAACUUACGGAACUGAAGCUCCUACUGCUCAAAGCAUUCGACGUUGGCACCAAACGUCCCAAGAAAGUGGUCGUCCGUGUGCACAGAAACGCUCAGGUCGACCUCGUGCCUCUGACGAAAACACCGAGCGUGUUCGACAAAGUUUCGUUCGGAGUCCACAGAUGUCUACACGUCGUGCAGGCCUAGAUCUCCCACAUUCGACCGUUUGGCGUGUUCUACGGCGUCGUUUGACAUUGAAGGCGUACCGACUACUACAACCGUUACAAGUCCUCCUGCCGGAAGACAAACGAAAAAUGAUUGAUUUUUGCGAUUUCAUAUACGAAAAACGAGGAGAAAAUGAAUCGUUUGUCUCACGCAUUGUUUUUUCGGACGAAGCCACAUUUCAUGUAAGUGGAAAUGUCAACCGCCAUAAUGUCAGGAUUUGGGUUUUUAGAGCAAUCACACGCAACUGUUGA